AUGAUACGAGGUCUGCUGGCGGUCUUUGUGGUGGGAGCGCUGUGUCGCGUGUGCCCAGGGAACGUGGUGCUGGAGGAGGACGGCGCGGGCGCGUUUCACAUCAACACGAGCGAUCCUCACCAGCAGCCAGUGUUUGUGAACGGAAUGGAUGUGCAACAGAUGUACACCAGGCUGCAGGAGCAGCAGAAGCUCAUUGAAGUUCAGCAGGACAUGCUUGGAGCCCAAAACUUGGCGAUUCAAACACUGGGCAACACCCUCCACGUCUUCCGUUCCGCGUCCUGCCCAGCGUCUGCAAGGAGCACCAUUUCCGCUGGUUCUGGAGACUACAAAUGGAAUGGGGGCGUCUUGGCCCCGAAUGGCCACAUUUACGCCAUCCCUGCCGCUGCCACGGCGAUCCUCAUCAUCGACCCAAACUCCAACACUGCUGACAGAACCUCAAUUACUCACAGUGGCAUUUCUGGUGGGCGCAAGUGGCAUGGCACCGCCUUGGGCGGCAACGGGUUCAUCCACGGCAUUCCUUACGACUCGCGCUCUGUUCUCAUCAUCAACCCCAACACAAAGACGAUUGACACAACCACCAUCAGCGGCAUUUCGGGUUACCAGAAAUGGCAUGGAGCCGUGGCAGCGAAGAAUGGGUUUGUUGUUGGCAUCCCUCGCGACUAUUACAAGGCGCUGAUCAUCGAUCCCAUCACCAACCGAGCCACACGGCACAGCAUCAGCGGACUCCCUGCCGGCGACGUAGGUGUUGGCGGGUCCUACAAUUCUGCACUGCGCUUGGACAACAACCUCAUCUACGGCAUCCCGAGGAGUGCUCCUGCCGUGCUGAUCAUUGAUCCAAGCACCAACACUGUUGACACAACGAGCAUCGCUGGAAUAAGUGGUGGCACGUGGGAAGGGGCGGCCCAGGCUGGCAACGGGCUCAUCUUUUCUGUCCCCUACAGCUCAAAGUCUGUGCUCAUCAUUGACCCGAAGUUGCGAACUGCAGACACAACAACCAUCACAGGCAUUUCUGGUGGGCGCAAGUGGCAUGGCACCGCCCCGGGCGGCAACGGGUUCAUCCACGGCAUUCCUUACGACUCGCGCUCUGUUCUCAUCAUCAACCCCAACACAAAGACGAUUGACACAACCACCAUCAGCGGCAUUUCGGGUUACCAGAAAUGGCAUGGAGCCGUGGCAGCGAAGAAUGGGUUUGUUGUUGGCAUCCCUCGCGACUAUUACAAGGCGCUGAUCAUCGAUCCCAUCACCAACCGAGCCACACGGCACAGCAUCAGCGGACUCCCUGCCGGGGACGCCAGAUGGUACGGAGGUGUGCUUGCAGACAACGGUCUGAUUUACGGCAUCCCAUACCGCGUUGGCACGUGUCUCGUGAUGGAUCCAGGAUGCUAA
Salpingoeca rosetta is the source of this 1386-nucleotide messenger RNA. RefSeq lists its product as uncharacterized. The transcript is spliced from 3 exons. The coding region runs from base 1 to 1386 and encodes 461 amino acids. The record is from RefSeq and is a predicted model, not a curated record. NCBI's taxonomy places the organism in Eukaryota, Choanoflagellata, Craspedida, Salpingoecidae.